This is a messenger RNA of Mercurialis annua (annual mercury), 1585 nucleotides long. RefSeq lists its product as uncharacterized. Bases 46 to 1296 code for a protein of 416 amino acids. Lineage: Eukaryota; Viridiplantae; Streptophyta; Magnoliopsida; Malpighiales; Euphorbiaceae. The record is from RefSeq and is a predicted model, not a curated record. The transcript has 10 exons. Gene Ontology annotation, cellular component: U5 snRNP.
UUAUUAUAGCUAGUUUGCGUGUGUUGGAAAUUCAAAUAAUCAACAAUGGAAGGUCAAAUUCGAAAGCGUCCUUUUCCGGUUGAUUCUGAAGACAUCGAUGGCGCCCCUAAGCAGAAGAAAGCUAGGUUUCCCAAGGGUAAAAAGGUAAAACCAGGCGAAGAAGAAAAGCUUGAUAUAGCAAAAAUACUUGGAGAAGAAGCAGGAGAAGAUAUUAAUGGCUGUGACCUUCAAAAUCCACGUGUAGCUGCCAAAGAGCGCGCGAAGAGAAGAAAUUUGAUAACUGCUCAGCUUUUUAGCGAAGAACAGAACCAGGAUUCUACUGCUGAAAUUACUUAUGAGGAUAAUGAAAAUUUUGUUGAAGAGGGGGUUCAAAUAGAACCAUUUAAUCUGCACCAAGAAAGAGAAGAAGGCUAUUUUGAUGCGGCUGGUAAUUUUGUUGAAUAUGUCAGCGAGAAAGAAAUCAAGGAUGCUUGGCUUGACAGUAUUGCAGUUGAUCCAAGAUACGCUGGAAUGAGCUCAAAGGAUUCAACAGAAGAUGAUACAAACAGUGAUGCUAAUGAACUAUCUUCUGCAGACGUCGGAUUGAUAAAGAAGCGAAUUGCCACUGUACUUCAACCAGGGGAAACGGUGUUGCAAGCCUUACGAAGAUUGAAGGGCAACUCUAAUAAUCGGAAACAGAAGAUGCCGGCUGAGACACAACUUCUAUUUGACAAGCUAACUGACGAUGCAAACAAGCUGUUAGAUCAGGGUGAAUAUAAUGUUUACCAUGACAAACAAGAAGUUUUCCAGCGUGAAGCAGAUGGAUAUGAACAGUUAGCUCUAGCUAGGGAGAAUCCCGCAUCUUUAAGUGUAGGCAUGGGAACGGAUAUAUUCUCUGACGUGACAGAUCUUGGAGCAACCUCCUCAGAACUGUCUAAUUCUAAUGGGGUUACUUCAAACACAAACAUAUCUGCUGCAGAAACCUUGAACAAUGGUGCUGAUGAGUAUGACAUGUUUGUGUAUGAUGAGGAUGAUAAACCAUCCUCCAACAGUAUUAAUUUGGUUUCUGGCAUUAGUUCUGAUGGAGUCUCUCAAUUAUCAUCCAGCGGACAGACCUAUGUCUCUGAAACUGGAGCUUUGCAAGAUGAUUAUGUUUAUGAUGAGACAUCCGGGUACUACUAUAAUAGCAGUUCAGGUUACUACUACGACCCAUCGACAGGACUAUACUGCUAUGCGACGUCAGGCCACUGGUACUCCUACAAUCAAGAGAGAGGCACAUAUGAUGAGAUUCAGGAAGUUGCAUCAGGUGCAAACUGAGCAUUCAGUUCUAUCUCACUUUAGGAGUUUGUACAUGCUACCAAGGAAAAAUUUGGGAUAUGAAAGAUUAGAUAAAAUAUAGAUCCGAGCCAGGCGGUUUUCUAGUUUUUUUUUUUUUUAAACACGACUGUUGCGCUGCAUUUUCUUGAUUAAGAUAAGUUAAACUUUGGCAAUCUGAGUGUUUGAGUUGCUUCAAACAUUUUAGUAUUUAGUAUUUUGUUGUGUUUAUAAAGUAGUUGUAAAAAGGCUCAUAGUUUAAAAAGAAGUAAGAAAGUUUCUUAGUAUUCAA